This is a messenger RNA of Salvia splendens (bonfire salvia), 2245 nucleotides long. RefSeq lists its product as uncharacterized. The record is from RefSeq and is a predicted model, not a curated record. The transcript has a single exon. The coding region runs from base 516 to 2051 and encodes 511 amino acids. Gene Ontology annotation, molecular function: S-adenosylmethionine-dependent methyltransferase activity. Lineage: Eukaryota; Viridiplantae; Streptophyta; Magnoliopsida; Lamiales; Lamiaceae.
CAUUUGCCACAGCAGGGGAUCCUUGUCCGAAAAAAAAAAGGGUCCUCUCAGUCGUGGAUACCCUUAUCUUCCGAACUUCCUUUUCUUCUCUCACACAAAAACACGCACUAAAAAUUCCAUAUUCACACGCACAAAAUUCUCCUCCACCCCCAAAAAUUUCCAAAAUUCCUGCAAUCAAUCGCAGAAAAAUCAUACUAUGCCAACGAGCUCAAUCACUUCGUCCAACUAAGUUUCUCCGCCUCGCCGGAUCGCCGCAGCAUGAUUUCCCGUUUUGCCCCUCCUUCGAAUUUACCAUUUCCUAACCCUAGCGGCCGCUUCCUCGUCGGUGCUAACCACACUUCCGCUCGCUUCUGCUGCCGAUAGUUGUACAUUUUUUUCGUUGACUUUUCCAAAUUAAAUUUAGUUGGGGAGAAAUUCAUUCUGUGACACAUACUGCGGAAAAAUAGAGAUUCGAUUUAUUGAUAUUUUUUGUUUUUUAAUAAUUUUUUAGUGUGAUUUUUUUGGUUUUGUUGCUAAUGGAGCCGAAUUUGGGGAAGCCGAGCUUCCUGAGGAAUAUUCUGGUGCGGCUGUUUCUGUUCUGCGUGUUUGUGAUCGCUCUCCGAUUUGCUUACGUGGUCACAAUCCGAGGUGAAUCCUGCGACGUUGGCGAUUUCUGCUUCUUCGCCUUGCCGGAUAACAUCGACGUCGUCUCCGGAGUCGGGGAGGUGACGAAAUCAGGGGUUAUUUCGAGCUCCCCGCCUUCUAAGCAGAAGAAGAUUCCCGAUUUAUGGGCGACGGGCGGUUUCCAGAAAUCGGUGCAGUUUUACUCUUCAAUUUUUCAGGAUCUGAUGUCGGAGGCUUUUCUGAGCCCUAAUAUGAAAACCUUAUGCGUCGACACGCCGACCGGAGCCGAUGUGUUCGCGUUGAGGGAAUUGGGGGUGGAGGAUUCGAUUGGCAUUUCGAAGAAAGGGUUCAAGCCGCUGGUGGUUCCAGGUCAAGGUUUAAAGCAGCCGUUCAGCGAUUCGACUUUUGAUUUCGUGUUCUGUGGCGGAGGCGUGGUGGAGAAAUCGCCAAAGCUCGGCAAUUUUGCGGCGGAGAUUCAGCGGACAAUGAAGCCCGAAGGGUUUCUGGUCGUCCACACAGGGGCCAACGAUACUUACAGUUUUGAAUCAUUACUUGGUUUGUUUAAUUCUUGUAAAUUUGUAAGGAGUAGGGAUGUUGAUGGAUUGAAUUCCAAAAUGCCAUUCAUUCGAGAAGUUGCUCUACAAAAAUUUGGUGGAGAAGAGUCCGUGGAGGAAAAAUCUCGUGAUUCGGCAAAGAAAUGCAGUGUUCCGAGCUAUAAGAAGGAUUUGAUCAAGAAAGCAGAGCCAUUGAUUGAGGAGGAGCCGAAAAAGCCUUGGAUUACGCUUAAGAGGAAUGCUCAGAAGAUUAAGUAUUUAGCCUCUAUGGUUGAUAUCAGUUUCAAGCCAAGGUAUGUGUAUGUUGAUGUUGGAGCUCGAAGCUAUGGUUCGAGCAUUGUAAGCUGGUUCAAGAAGCAAUACCCUAAGCAGAACAAGACAUUCGAGAUAUAUGCAAUUGAGGCAGACAAGACUUUCCAUGGUGAUUACAAGCUUAAGAAAGGGGUUACAUUGCUUCCCUAUGCAGCGUGGGUGAGGAACGAGUCCUUGUUCUUUGAGAUCAAUGAGGACCCGGGCCACAAAGAGGUAGAGAAAGGUAGAGGGAUGGGCAGGAUUCAGCCAGUUCAGACCUCAGGCGGCUCUACAUCCUCUGGCAAUGUCGAUCAGAUUCAGGGCUUUGAUUUUGCUGAUUGGUUGAAGCAUAGUGUGACAGAGAGAGACUAUGUGGUAAUGAAGAUGGAUGUUGAAGGCACUGAAUUUGAAUUGAUCCCUAGAUUGUUUGAAACUGGAGCAAUUUGCUUGAUUGAUGAACUGUUCCUUGAAUGCCAUUAUAACCGGUGGCAGAAAUGCUGUCCCGGGGAGAGGUCUGCGAAGUAUGAAAAAACGUAUGGGCAGUGCUUGGAUUUGUUCACAUCUCUAAGGAAAAGUGGAGUUCUAGUACAUCAAUGGUGGUGACUGGUAAUAGAUCUAUAUCCCAACUGUACCAUUUCUCAUUUGCAAAAUGCCUGUUUCUGCAAAUGAAUGAAGAUGCUUUGGCGUUAUUUGGUUCUUUUUUCUUUCUCUAGUUUUAGUAACAUUUGACAUCCAUAUAUGUACUUACUCUCCUUUCAAAGAAAAGUCCAAUAGAUAAAAUAUCAAUAUUUCUGGUA